AUGGUUUUUCAAGUACUCCGCUGGUAUGAACGCCGAAAGGUUCCCUGCGCAGGCACUCAUCGUUACUUUUUCAAUCCUGUCUUUCUUGAUCAACACUUUGAAAAAUAUGCUCAUUUGAAACUAGAAAAAGUUGAAAAAGAGAAUGGUGUCAAGUAUAUUGAAAGUUUGGGGAGUUAUUUGUGCCAAUACGAGGAGAAUCUAAGUCCUCUCGUAAAAUAUUUGUUCGAUGGUGGAGAGAAACCCAGAGCCAAAGAUAUUUUGGAUGCUUGUAAACUCGAUCCUGAAUUUUCCCACUUUGCUCUAUCUGAUUUGUGUUUAAUCCUAUCUCAGGUAGGGGAAGCAAAAGCGUUUUUGGAUGAUCAUGAACUUGAGAGUGAUUUAAUGAACACACUGUUCUACAACACUGAAGAAUUAUCUCUCCAAGAUGCUAUUUACGAGUAUCUGAUUCAUAUAAACUUGAACCCGUCAGCAUACGCGAAAAAAGAGCAAACGGUUAUUUCUAAAGCUAUUUGCGAAUUGAUGGGCUUACCUAGUAGUAGGACCAAUGGGGUUCUAACGCUUAUUCAAAUAGGGUUGACAAUCGAUGCUUACAUUUUAUCAGCUGUCUUGUGCUCUAGCACAACACAUUCAGUCAUCAAAGGAUUUAUUGAAAAUAACUUGCCAACUUACUUCCCCAGCAUGAAAUUCUUGAACUUAGCGAAUACAUUGGAGUAUGAGAAAGUUUGUGAAAUGUUCGAUUACCCCACACUGUCUGUUACCGAUCCGGUUUUGGUAUAUCGGUAUAUUCGAAACGCUUUGGCCCAGCUCGAAAGGGAGAAUGUUGAUCUGAAACGGAAAAUUUCCGGAAGAAUGCUGUUAUCUAAUUUACUUCAGAGCACUUUAUUGUUUUCUCUUCUAAAGAAAAAUUCAGCAGAAGUUAUAUCCAUGUUGGACGAUUUCUGGUUUCACGUGCCAGAUAAUGUAUUGAGUGAUAUGUUCGCCAAUAUGGAACGCGUGUUCUUUUGUCAAGCUUUCAAAAUCCUUGCUGACAUUGUUGAUAUUCUGGAUUAUCAUUCAAAGAAUGCAGUUCGCAUCUCGAGAAACGAGUACUCUGGUUCUCUGAGCGCUCUGAUUUUAUCGUGGUUACAACAAGGAUGGACAGUCCAGGAUUCUAAUAAUAAUAAUAAUGAUAAUAACAUGGUUUCAAGCUAUACGUCAAUCUACUCGAAAUUUCUCUCAAUUAUUCAAGAUAGCAAGUUGAAGUUUUGUAUAAUGCUAGCUCAGAGUCUUGUGCGUUAUGAAGCCUUCUCUUUCAAGGAUGAGUUAUCAGCAGCUUUCAAAACAGACGAAACCGAGAGAAAUUAUGUUUAUAACAUGUUGAAAAAGAGUCUCUCGACUGACGUCCAGGAUCCAAAAUUAAGAAGUGUUCUAUCUAAAAUUGAAUCUCUAUUGUUCGUUUAA
Messenger RNA from Auanema sp. JU1783, 1440 nucleotides. Lineage: Eukaryota; Metazoa; Nematoda; Chromadorea; Rhabditida; Rhabditidae. The record is from the annotation of a GenBank genome assembly.